Molecule: messenger RNA, 5327 nt
Organism: Haliotis rufescens (red abalone)
Lineage: Eukaryota; Metazoa; Mollusca; Gastropoda; Lepetellida; Haliotidae
Product: E3 ubiquitin-protein ligase RNF4-like
Exons: 7
Coding region: 133-771 (212 amino acids)
Biological process (GO): positive regulation of transcription by RNA polymerase II
Molecular function (GO): transcription factor binding
Source: RefSeq, a predicted model, not a curated record
CUCAAAGAUGAUGUGACAAAUUGGUCACUUUUAUGACUACACAGACAUCAUAUUAUUAUUAUCUAUUGUCUGACAGUGUCCACUGCAGCUGUGUAGACAGCGGCAGUGUUGUUCCGAAGGCUGACGACGAGCAUGAGUACUCCAUCUAACCGACGCCGUACGAAUCGUCGUCACACAAGACGACUGAGUCAGGUGCGGUCCCUGUUGAGACGUACAACAUCCUCUUCAACAUCCAAUGCUUCUGAAGAUGUGGUAGAUCUAGAUACGAAUCAUAAUGGCAUGUGCAUUGACCUGACGACUGACGAUGAUGAAGUGAUUGAUCUGACCAGUGUUAAUGACAGCCCUGUUGUUGUGCUAUCAGCCAUUGAUGCUGACAUCAGUGGGAAUAGGAGGCCAAGGUCACUUAGAGGUCGAGGUCGUCGGAGGGGUCGUAGUUUAUCAAGGCGGACUGCACCAAGAUCACAAAGAAUACUUCAAGAGUCUGACUCAGAUGAUGAUGAACUUCCCAGCUUUGAUACCACAGGCACUCCUUACAGGCCGAGUGGAGAGGGUUCCGGGGUUGUGACAUCUCCACAGCAGAUCACCAUCACCUGUCCUAUCUGUAUGGAUGAUGACAAACAGAUUCGCCGCAGUAACCGUCAGAUAAUGUCUACAGUAUGUGGUCAUCUGUUCUGUGAUGAAUGUAUCGGACAGGCCAUCCGAGCUCAACACUGCUGCCCCACGUGCCGGAAACGAUUAACACACAGGCAGACACACCCUCUUUUCUUGUGAUAAUACCGUCCAUCAUUUCAAUAGUGAUAUUUCGUAAUGAAUCGUCAACUUGGAAUGUAACAAAUUUGAGAAUACUUUUAAGGUCAGAUCAGAUUUGCAAAUUUAUUUGAUAUCUGAAAUCUUUUGGAUAAAAAUAUGGAAUUUAUAACCUAGCACUGUGCGGAGAUUGGUGGUGCUAUUGAAAAGGGCACAGCCUUCACAGUUAUCUGUAGAUAUCAAAAUAUCUCAAGAUGUACAAGUUCAGCUUAUAAGAAACUCUACACUAUGAUGCUAUAUGCUAUACAUCAUUGAUUAUCUUCAUUCUGUAAGGAUAUGUUUCAUUUGACAAAUUCUUGUAAUUAUCUGCACAUCAGAUGGCUUACAAAGUGGUACAGAUCAACAUUUUCACAGAUGAAGUUCAUUUUCUGUCCGAUUAUGAAUUAAGGUAAUGUGAUCCUUUGACAUCAGAAUGGCCUCUUUGAAAAGUCAGCUUUUUGCCUUAUCCACUUGCAAUCAUUUCAGUCAGUUUUAGUUUGAGAUGUGUAUAAUAUGCAUCAUAACAUCAACAAUAUCGUGCUGUAUGUUAUAAAUACUUUGGUAUGUUGUUGCAUAACACUGCUGAGGAUAAAUGGUUCUGACUUGGGGUAAUAUCUGACACUGUUAUUGACUAAGUUGACUUGAUCUUGCCGUGCAGUUUGUUUUAGACAAACUGUGUGCUAUUUAUUGUAUGACAUGUUCAUUAUUGAUGUGUGGUGUUUAUCUGCUGAUGUUCAUACAGCAUACGAAGGACACUGGAAUAUUUUAUACCAAAAAUUUGAAAAAAAAUUCUUUUGUUAUCUUUCCAUUGUAUUUGUUGUAAAGUGGUAAACGCCCGAGAUCUAAAUCACUUUGGGCUUUCCUCCAACAUCAAGCUAACAUGCCGUGAUAUAACUGUUCAAAGUGAUGUUAAAUCUAACUAACUCACUCACUCACUCACUCACUCACUCCUAUGUCAACUGGGGACCAGAUUCCGACUACUUUAUACAUGGCCUUUGGUAUGAGAGUACUCUGUAGGGAUCCACGUUGGAGUUGGUCCCCAGAAACCUAUGCUGGUCUUAAGGGCGAUCAAGGGGUUCAGGUACUCUGUAGGGAUUCCAGGUAGGAGUUGGUCCCCAGAAACCUAUGCUGGUCCUAAGGGCGAUCAAGGGGUUCAGGUACUCUGUAGGGAUUCCAGGUAGGAGUUGGUCCCCAGAAACCUAUGCUGGUCGUAAGGGCGAUCAAGUGGUUCAGGUGGUCACACACGGUUGAUAGCGAGUCUUCCUACGGUGUACGGACGGUGUGAGUCGUUGCUAACAAUAUCGAUCACUUGAUUGUCUGGUCCACACUUUAUUGUUUACAGGCUGCCGUUAUAUGGCUGGAAUAUUGCUGAAUGUGGAAUGAAACAACAACAAAUGAUACGAUAUAAUACAUAUGGGCCUGUAUAGCUAUACAUUAUAAUACAAAGUACAUAUUUACCUAAAGGAAUAACCCUAUCUUGUAUCAAGUUUACAUCCCACUUGUGAGUGAAAGGGCUUUAUCAGUUGCUGUUGCAAGUGCCUCUAAUAUAAGUGACUUUAUUUUUUGUUUAAAUUAAAAAUAUCUUUUCAGUUCAUGGCCUUUGUGUUCUUAUUGUGGUGUAUCAAGACGUAUUGUAUCGUGAUCGUGUAUCGAGAUACGUGUCAAAUCGUGGCCUUCUGCAUCGUUGUACAACCGUUGAAAAUCCACUUUCAUCAUCUACUGCGUUUAGGAUUUAUUCAGUUUCAGGGAUUAUCAUACUCUCAUAGACAUCGUGUGUUAUAUGAGACUAGACUCCCCAUCCAGACUGGACACUAUUCCCCCUUGUACAGUAGGGUGUUGUGUUCAACACCCUAAGCUCCUAGUGUUUGUGCUGAUUUGUUAUGUUGGGGAUUUCUGCCAAUAUUUCAUUGCUGAAACUGGAAACAAAUAUUCAAGACGACAAAUAAUUUGUUUCUUUGUGCCGUUGGUGUUGUGUGUUACUGACAAAUGCAUUAUGAUGUAUUUGCGUGAUUGUUUUGAUUGUUUUUAUGUAUUUUUGUUUGAUAUGUUUUCCAAUGACAAAAUUACAUCUAACAUUGGUCUGUAAUUUGUUUGGUAUUAAUCUACAUGUAUCUCUUAAUGUAUUUAAAAUAGAAAUAUUUAUCAAAUCUUAUCAAUUUCAGUGAUCAUUUUGAUGGGAGAGGAAUGUUCAACUGGAGGGAAUAUUUCAUGGGAAGUUCAAUGUUUUUCAACUAAACCUGGCAAGUGCAUUGAUUGCUAUUUAAAAAAGUUCUAAAUUUUAUUUUUUUAUGUUUCUAUGGAAACAAUUUUGACUUAGUCUCAAAUGGGCCAUAACUUGAAAACCUUGCAUAGCUCAUCAGCUUAAUUGGUGCCUUUUGCUAUUGUUCUCUUAACUUUUUUCUAAAUUAUAUUUUGUUACAUUUCCAUGGAAACCAUUAUCUUUCCAAGCUACAACUUGAUAGUAUUGUUUUUCAGAUUUGCAAACAUAUUUAUGGCAACAACUUGAACUAAUGUAUCAAAACAAGGGAGGGGGAGACAUGUGUUGUAGUAGAAACACACUCCAGUGAUAUAUUUUUUCCUAUUCUGAGCAAGUGAGUACAGUAAUAAGUUGACACAACAUAUACUUCUGUAAAGAAGUUAAAUAACACCCGUUUCUUCAUGUGACUAUUGUUAAACUGUCAUUGCAGUUGACUUUUUGAGUUGUAUUUAUCUGAGCAUUCUGUUAUGUACAGAUAUAACAACAUCUGGCACCAUACAAGCCAGUUUUGUUAUGGAAGUAAAUAUCUUUGUCCUGUAAUGGAUAGUGUUAGUGAUGCAAAAAAGACCAGUCCGAUAAACAUGGUGUCAUGUUCCAGGUGUUUAUGGUUUUUUAAACUUUUAUUUGGUAGAGUUACCUCCCUUGGGAAUGCCUGAAACUUGUGAUAGUGGUUCAGAUUCUUGUUUAGCCCCGAUUAUGUUUCUAGGUUUGUCUGCACCUUACCCGUGCUCAUGGGUUUCACUGAAGUGGUUAAUGUCUGAGAUCUGCAUCACUUAGGGCUUUUCUCCCACAUUAAGCUGACACGCACAGGUGUCACUGUUCAAAGAGAUGUUAAACACAAUCACUCGCUCACUUACUUUCUCUACACGAAAUGUGCGAAUGGAUGCAAGGGCAUCCUGUUCUCCUUGAAAGAAAAUUUAGUUUAUGAUGAAUAGAUAGUCAGGAUCCGAAGUACGAUUAAGGACAUAUUUUUCCUAUCAUCUGAAGUGGAGUAAUCCGAAGUUCAGAGAUCAAAUGUGAUCUUUAUAGGACAACAAAAUGGUGUUUAAAUUCUCAUUUCCGUGCUGUUUCAAUUUCCCUUCCCACCCCUCAAAUAAUUUUUCUUUGGGGGAAUGUCAAUACCUGGCAAGGUCAGUUAACUCGACCAUUAACAACAUGGUGAAAUCUGAAGCAAGGGCAGGUAACUCUCUCUCACACACACGCAUGACUGCCUCCAGAUCCCAGACAGUCAUUUAAAGAUGGUACUUGUUGUUACUAUGCCUGGGGCUCAGCAUUAAAGGGGCAAGGACUGGUCGGCUGGAGUCUAUACUGUAUCAGUAUUCUCUAAUUUGGGUAUUCAUGUUAAACUGCAGCAUUGGCUCAGUUGGCUUGUGCUAUCAAAUCAUCAUUUGUCCGUACUAGGAUGCAUGCGUGAAUUGGUCCACACAACCUAUGCUAGUUGUAAGAGGGAUGAGGGGACUUCAUGGAUGAGGUGGUCAGGGUGGUUGACUUAGCUGAUGGCCUGUCAUCGUACCUCAUUGCCCACAAUGUCAAUCACUGGAUCGUCUGGAUGAGACUCGAUUACUUACAGGUCGCCGUCAUAUAGCUGAAAUAUUGCCGAGUGCGACAGUGUUCUCGCUCUCACUCACAAACACACAUACAUCACUAUGUAAGUGCAAUAAUCUUGGUAUGCGACCUUAAAGCCUAUUUUACAUUACAUUUUUUUCAUGCUUAAGAAUAUGGUCAUGUCAUUGCUUCAAUGUUACCAAAAUUUUAAGAGAGAAACAAAAUGUUUGUUUUUUCUUUCUUUUGUCUGCCAUUGAAUCUCCAAACAACUCCAACCUCAUAGAGGACGCUUGCAAAAAGAUCUUGACUAGAUAAUCUGGAUUCUUAUCAGUCAACUAAUGCAUCUUAUUUAAUAAGACCGCCCAAAAGGAAGAAUUUUUUAUCCCUGUUUUGUUUACAAAUUAAGAAAAGUUUCCUGCCUAUGAGUUAUUAGAUUCCUUGGAAAUUAAGAAAAGUCUGUUGCUUUCUGUAUUGGAGCUUAUAGCAAGAAUAUAUGUACCAUUUUGAUUUCUCUUAAAACUGAAAAUAUGGAAGCAAGCCAAUAGUUGCCCACCCAAAACAAUACUGAUACAUUCAGUCACAUAAUCAAUCAGGCAUUCGCACAGUCAUAACACCAACACAUAUUUACACCUGUAUAACCACUGAAUGUAUGCAUGUAGGUGGUCUUGCAGUCUUUGCCUGUGUAAUGUUGAUUAUAUGAUGUGGAUAUUUCUGCAAUAAAUGAUAUGUGACAUUCCAA